AUGCCUUCACAACUCGAGCAAGAGGUGGCUCAACGGCUCUCUGCCAGCUUGCCAAAUGCGAGCGAGCUCCUUGCGCAGCGGGUAAUCUCCCUCUCACGCUCCCUACCCACAGACAAGGCUUUCGUCAAUGCAGCUCGUGCAUUUGGUCGCUUCGACGAGUCAUUCUUGGUAGAUCUUCGAAGCUACAUCUCAUCGCAGCCCAACACAAGUUCCGGGAGCCUCAGCAAUGGCACUUCCCAAUCCUCCGCGUCGACAGCAACAGCAGAACCGCAACGUGAGAGGUUCGGUCUAUCCACACUUGGCGGCGAGAAGCACGUCUUCAAGGCGCCAGCCGCAAAGCCCAAACCCAGCCUGCUCGGUCUCGACAAGCUUGUGGCUGUCAAAUGCGCAGAGUCCAGCGAUCCUUCCUCGGCUGACUCGUCGAAAGGCGCGCCGGUACACAAGCGCCAACGAGUCUCAAGCACGCAGCUCAGCCAUCUCGAGGAUGACCUCGACGGCUCGUCGGAGCCGUCCACUCCCGCCAAUCCAGUCUUCAAGGCGCCCUCGAGACCUGCCUCAGCCGCACAGGCCCAGAUGCGACCAAGAGGAAACGAGACACCCAGCCAUACCGGAGGGUUGAGCGACACAGCUGCAAAGCGGCUCGAAGAGCAUCGUCGGAAGCGGGCAAUGGCUGCAGAUGCCAGGACGGAAGCCUCUAGCAAGGGCAAGCAGAUUGCUACCUCAAGUGCCAUCAAUGGGAAUCCUUCCAACAAGCCGCAGAGAGCGGAUCGCAGCAGUGGAGACUCGUGGCGAGCUUCGGAUCGAAACUGGUCCGAUCGCCGAGGUCAACCAUCCGAUCGCAGGAUGGACGAUCGCAGAGCGCAGAAUGGCAGGGACGAGCCCUCAUCGCAAAGGCUGGAUCGACGAACUUGGGACGCGACGCCACGCAGCGCAUCGAAGAGAUCCGAUGACCUGGACCGCUGGACACCGCGGCAUCCAGAGAAUGGCGCAAGAUCUCGCCUCUCGACAGCAACCCCCGCAUCGACACGUUCAGCAGGAUCGCGUCGCUGGGACGAUACACCCUCACGGCGAGGAGCCUCACCGACCCCAUCCAACUUCGACCGCGACCAAGGUCCCGAAGGCAGAGCCUGGGACGAAGACGACAGACAGCUCGACCGCGACUGGUACGACAUGGAAGAAGGCGGAGUCGCUGCCGACGAGGAACACAACCCUUUCUCGCAGUACGAAGACAUGGCUGGUCAAGUCUCAGCACCUCUCGCGGCGAGAAAAGAAAAAGUCACCGCCCGACAAGCUCAGUACAAUGCCGACACGGAUGCCUGGGAGCGCAAUCGUCUGCAGACCAGCGGUGUCGGUCCCCGAACCGCCAUCGAUCUCGACAACAUGGACGACGAUGGUGAGAACCGCGUUCACUUGCUCGUGCACGACUUGAAGCCUCCCUUCUUGGAUGGCAAGACGGUGUUCACCAAGCAGCUGGAUCCGAUCAAUCCUGUCAAGGAUGGGCUGUCGGACAUGGCUGUGUUCGCUCGCAAAGGCAGCCGGCUCGUCAGAGAAACGAGGGAGAAGGCGGAGCGGGCCAAAGCGGCGGGCAAAGUGGCUGCGAUGGGCGGCACUACCCUCGGCAACAUUCUCGGUGUCAAGGAGGACGACGAAGACGACCCUGCCGCACCUGCAGCCUCAAACACGGCGAACGGCAAUGAUGCCAACACCGCCGAGGGCGCCACUGCAGAUGAAGCUUCUACACCGGACGGCAAAGGCGACUCGCAGUUCGCACGACACCUCAAGACCAACACCGGCGGAUCCGAAUUCAGCCGCACCAAGACGCUCAAAGAGCAACGUCAGUACCUGCCGGCCUUUGCGUGUCGCGACGACCUCAUGAAGAUCAUCCGCGAGAACCAGGUGAUCGUUGUCAUCGGGGAGACGGGGUCCGGCAAGACGACGCAGCUGGCGCAAUUCCUGCACGAGGAUGGGUACACCCGGUAUGGCAUGGUUGGAUGCACCCAACCGCGUCGAGUAGCCGCCAUGAGUGUAGCUAAGCGCGUCAGCGAGGAGAUGGAGAGCAAGCUCGGCGGCUUGGUGGGGUAUUCGAUCCGAUUCGAGGACUGUACCAGCGCGGAGACCAGGAUCAAGUACAUGACGGAUGGUGUUCUGCUUCGGGAGAGUCUCAAUGAGGGGGAUCUGGAUCGAUACAGCGCAAUCAUUCUGGACGAGGCGCACGAACGGUCGCUUAGCACCGAUGUCCUGAUGGGUCUGCUGCGGAAGAUUCUGCAACGGAGACGCGAUCUCAAGCUCAUCGUCACGUCGGCGACGAUGAACGCGGACAAGUUCGCUUCGUUCUACGGCGGCGCGCAGACAUUCACCAUCCCUGGACGGACGUUCCCGGUCGACGUGCUGUUCAGCAAGACGCCGUGCGAAGACUAUGUGGACAGCGCCGUCAAGCAGGCGCUCUCGAUCCACCUCUCGCACCCCAAAGGCGACAUCCUCGUCUUCAUGACCGGUCAAGAAGACAUCGAAGUCACCUGCCAGGUCAUCAGCGAGCGUCUCUCCCAGAUCGACGAAGCACUACCGCUCCUCGUUCUACCGAUCUACUCUCAAAUGCCCGCCGACCUCCAAGCCAAGAUCUUCGACGCCACCGACGACGGCUGCCGCAAAUGCAUCGUUGCGACCAACAUCGCCGAAACCUCGCUCACCGUCGACGGCAUCAUGUACGUCGUCGAUGCGGGCUACUACAAGCUGAAAGUGUACAACCCUAAGGUCGGCAUGGACAGUCUGCAGAUCACGCCGAUUUCGCAGGCGAAUGCGAACCAGCGGUCGGGUCGCGCGGGCCGUACGGGUAGCGGUACGGCGUACCGGCUCUACACGGAGCUUGCGUUCCGGAAUGAGCUGUUCGCCAAUACGAUCCCUGAGAUCCAGCGGACGAAUCUGGCGAACACGGUGCUGAUGCUCAAGAGUUUGGGAGUGAGCGAUCUGUUGCAAUUCGACUUUAUGGAUCCGCCGCCGCAGGAGACGAUGUUGAGCAGCAUGUACCAGCUGUGGGUGCUCGGUGCGCUCAACAGCGUCGGCGAACUCACCGCCCUGGGACGCAAAAUGGGCGAAUUCCCCAUGGAACCGAGUCUGUCCAAGAUGCUCAUCACGAGCGUCGACUACGGAUGUAGCGUCGAGAUGCUGACCAUUGUCAGCAUGCUUUCCGUCCCCUCGGUGUUCUACCGCCCGAAGGAGAGGAUGGAGGAAUCCGAUGCGGCGAGGGAACGAUUUUUCGUAGCCGAGUCGGACCAUCUCACCCUCCUCCACGUCUACAACCAGUGGCGAAACAAUGGCUACCGCGAUUCCUGGUGCUCGCGCCACUUUUUGCACUCGAAAACCCUCCGCAAGGCGCGCGAGGUGCGGGUGCAGCUGGAAGACAUCAUGCGAUCGCAGAAGUUGCAGCUGGUGAGCUGCGAGACGGACUGGGAUGGGAUCCGCAAAUGCAUCACUGCGGGAUACUUCCACCAAGCGGCGCGAAGCGCGGGGAUCGGGGAGUACGCAAACUGCAGGACGGGCGUCAAGAUGUUCCUCCACCCCACGUCGGCGCUUUACGGGCUGGGGUACAGCCCGGAGUAUGUGGUGUACCACCAGGUGGUGCUGACCAGCAAGGAGAUGAUGAGCACCGUGACGCAGGUGGAUCCGCACUGGCUGGCCGAGCUGGGUGGCGCGUUUUAUAGUAUCAAGGAGCGAGAUGGGACGAGUACGGGGACGAGGGCGAGGAGGACGGGGGAGAUGGAGAGAUUGACCGGGCUGGAGAGGCAGAUGCGCGAGGAGAGGGAGGAGAAGGAGAUGAGGGAGAGGGAGAGGAAGGAGAAGGAGAGGGCGAAGGGGAGAGGUGCAGAGACGCCGCAGAUUGCUACGCCCGGUGCGACGCCGUUCAGGUCGAGAGGGAGACGCGUGCUUUGA
Molecule: messenger RNA, 3927 nt
Organism: Kalmanozyma brasiliensis GHG001
Lineage: Eukaryota; Fungi; Basidiomycota; Ustilaginomycetes; Ustilaginales
Product: Helicase-associated domain protein
Exons: 1
Coding region: 1-3927 (1308 amino acids)
Biological process (GO): mRNA splicing, via spliceosome
Cellular component (GO): intracellular anatomical structure; spliceosomal complex
Molecular function (GO): ATP binding; RNA binding
Source: RefSeq, a predicted model, not a curated record